CCCAAAGCCGGAAGCGGCCGCUGGAACAGCUACGUGAAGUCAGGGCGCGGCGGUGGCGGCGGCACGAUGGGCUGUUUCUUCUCUAAGCGGCGGAAGCCGGGCAAGGCGCCAUUGCCCGCGGGGGUGGGGAGCGAGGACACGCAGCCGCGGUACAGCUGGGACCAGCGCCCCCAGGUUGAUCCGAAAGACUAUACGUUUUCUGGACUUAAAGAUGAAACUGUGGGCCGCUUACCUGGAAAAGUUGCAGGACAACAAUUUGUCCUUCAAGAGUGUGAGAACUGUAACAUCUACAUCUUUGAUCAUUCUGCUACCAUCACUAUUGAUGACUGUACAAACUGCCGAAUCUUUUUAGGACCCAUAAAAGGCAGUGUGUUUUUCCGUGACUGCAAAGACUGCAAGUGCAUAGUGGCCUGCCAACAGUUUCGCACCCGGGACUGCAGAAAGUUGGAGGUGUUCUUGUGCUGUGCUACCCAACCCAUUAUUGAGUCUUCCACAGGCAUGAAAUUUGGCUGUUUCCAGUUCUACUAUCCGGAGCUGGCUUUACAGUUCAAAGAUGCAGGCCUUAGUAUCUUCAAUAACACGUGGAGCAACAUCCAUGACUUCACACCUGUGUCAGGAGAAAACAAUUGGAGUCUUCUGCCUGAAGAUGCUGCAGUUCAGGAUUUUGUCCCUCUGCCAACUUCUGAAGAAUUGAAAGGAGUCAGAAUUUCUACAGAUGCCACAAGGAGCAUCAUUCCAAUAACUAGGGGACAAAGGCAGAAGAGCAGUGAUGAAUCAUGUUUGGCAGUAUUGUUUGCUGGUGACUACACAACAGCAAAUGCCAGAAAGUUAAUUGAUGAAAUGACUGGAAAAGGCUUUGUAUUGGUUCAGACUAAGGAAGUUUCAAUGAAAGCUGAGGAUGCUCAAAGAGUUUUUCAGCAGCGUGUAUCUGAAUUUAUCCCAUUGCUUGAAAAAGGCCCUGUGGUUGCUUUGGAGUUUAAUGGGGAUGGUGCUGUAGAAAGAUGUCGAAGCAUUGUAAAUGAAGUUUUCAGUGGAACCAAGAUUUUUGUAUCAGAGGACAAGACAUCAGCUUCUCGAGAUGUAGACAACUUCUACAACUUUGCUGACAUGCAGAUGGGAAUGUGAAGUAUAAUAUCCAACCUGUCUCCCUACUUGGAUGUCAUUUAACUAUAACACUGCAUCACUAGUAAUGUUUUCCUAAUCUGAUGAUUUUUUUUUUGUAUAGCAUGUUUUUAUACAAGAAUUGGUAAAUUUCAAUACUGUAACAUGAAUUACAG
Molecule: messenger RNA, 1277 nt
Organism: Gavialis gangeticus (Gharial)
Lineage: Eukaryota; Metazoa; Chordata; Crocodylia; Gavialidae
Gene: RP2
Product: retinitis pigmentosa 2 (X-linked recessive)
Exons: 5
Coding region: 67-1125 (352 amino acids)
Biological process (GO): post-Golgi vesicle-mediated transport
Cellular component (GO): periciliary membrane compartment; cilium
Molecular function (GO): GTPase activator activity
Source: RefSeq, a predicted model, not a curated record